Sphaerulina musiva SO2202 is the source of this 3001-nucleotide messenger RNA. RefSeq lists its product as uncharacterized. The transcript is spliced from 2 exons. The record is from RefSeq and is a predicted model, not a curated record. Lineage: Eukaryota; Fungi; Ascomycota; Dothideomycetes; Mycosphaerellales; Mycosphaerellaceae. Bases 255 to 2633 code for a protein of 792 amino acids.
CGCACUUCCAAAUACCUCGUCACCAAUCUCCGGCGCCCCUAGUGCACGCCUUGGUCCCUCGAUCUCUACGACCCUUUGCACCACCGACGCAAUCGGGCUCGGCUGCACAAUAAGCAUCCUGCGCCGCCAAACCUUCGGCGACGUAGCUUUGACCGUCCCAUCGGAGGUAGUUCUAGCACCCGCGACUCUGCUGAUCGAACGCCCAAGAAAAAAGGACGGCGACGGGAUGCUCACAGUGGAGGAGCGGUAACACCAUGACAUCAAUGCCUCGAGAAGCGGCGGCCAGCAGUCUGACGGAUCCGAAUCACUAUCGAUCUUUCGACAACAUCAACAUGGCAGCUGGCGACCCCAAAGGACCCACGCCGACGCGACCAUGGAUCGAGAAGGACUCCGAACCACACGCCUCUCCAGCGGGAGAGUUGACGCGGCGAAAACGUCUCUCAUUCUUUGGACGCUCCAGUUCAGAUGCUGCAACGCGCAAACCGCCGAUGCAGCCCUUACAGGCCACCAUGUCUACGCACAAAGAUGAACUGCCUGCGUUCGACUCCGUCCCACAAGCGCAACCCCGACGGCCCAUGACUUCGGGGAGCGAUCAUGCCAGGAGAAAGACGUCGGAUCAGAUAGAGAGCAUUCGACAUUCCAUCUUUGGUGGCAGGAAAGGUUCGCGGCCGACGACGAAACGAUCGCGACAAAGCCACCAGGCCCCCAAUGUCGGCUUGAUCCCAUUCACAUCUCCUCUGCAAGAAGAAGUCACACCACCACCUGAAGCCAAGGGCAACGUCGGUGCCAAAGACUUCAGGGACGAGAGCGAUUUCUACCAUCACCGGAAGAAGACCUCCAUAUCGUCGCCAUUCAACUUUCACCACGUCGGGCAUACUGAUCGAAAGAACCUGCCUACACGACUGGAAACUGUGGACGAGAAAGCACUGAGCAACAGACUGCUAGACUUUGAUGCCCAAGGUCAUGCGUUACAAGGCGUUCCGGCCGACAAGAUCCGGCAUUCGCGUCUUCUCUUGCAGUCCACAUCGUCGCCACAUGAGCAAGUGAUCCCCUCGCGACAUCGUGGCAGCCCGAGUGUCGACGAGACCACGUUCAAUGAAGCCCUGGAGACGAAAUUCAACGUAGAGGAACACUUCAAUGAGCGACCGGCCCUCAGGUCACCAGAACGCGUGCCACGACCCUCUUCUUCGUCACCCGCAUUGAACUCGCCUUCGUCGAGCAGUGCCUCGCACACGAUUCCACAUCUCCAUACAAAAGCCUCUUUUGAUUCUUCUUCUCAGCUGACACAUUCACGUGACCCAUCGCCAUCAUGCGAGGAUCGACCCACCAUGCCGGUGCGCGGAAGACCUUUGGGACAAAGUUUCCGCGAAAAGCAGCCCCUACCACCUGUUCCCCCACAAGAACAGCCUGCUGCUAUGGUUGGGCAGAAGCCUUCCAAGACUUCACUCGCAUCAAGUCGCCUCAGUAUGGGGCAGCGGUUUCAUCCAGCAUCUGGUGUGAACGCAGGAGGUUAUCCAGCCAGCAUAGCCUCACAGAAGAGCAAGCGAUCGAGCAAAUCUGCUGCGCCAACGGCGCACAGUAGUACCUCUACACGGGCCUUCUCGGACAUUCCUGUCGGUCUGGAUUGGGAGGAUGACAUCGACUUUGCUUUUGAGCAGGAAGCAGAGGCGACUUGCGACUUUGACUGGGAAAAGUACGCGCCAUUCAUGCCCCCCACGAAGGAAGAACUGCCAGAUCCGAGUCCAGAUGGGUCCUCGCCCGACAGCAGUGGAGGUGGGGGUGUGCGUCUUUCGGGCUGGAUAGACGAACCUUCUGCAUUGGCAGGAGGCGAGGCUCCAAUGAACACAUCGGGCUUACCACCACUAUUCGAUGAAGACGGCCAACCGCUCCAUCACAAGCGUGGGUCUUCCGUCGGCCAUCGUGGCUUCUUGGCCGCAAGAAACUCUUCUACAGACAAAUUGUCGGCCAAGACUCCGCCAUUGCCAGUGGAGAUCAGUAAGCAUGCUGAAGUGAGCACCCCUCCGGCUAUCAGUCUCACUACAGAUUCGGUGGGGUUUGCAGCAGCGGAUGAAGGGAAAAAGUCUCCGUAUGGUAUGCAGUCCUACUUUCCUGCAUUUGAUAGCUGUAUUCCCGAGUAUCUGAGCGAUCCCGAAUCGACCAGAACAGGUGGCAACAGACAUCGAAAGAGCUCUUCGUACAGCUCUUUCGAUUCUUCUGGACGAUCUCUCCAAAACACUUCGGCGUCGGUGUCAUCAAUGUCUACGAGAUGGUCUUCUGCUUCGACUUCAUCGAUCCCUGACCUGCUCCACUGCUCCACGUACAGCAGGAAGCGAGCGAGUGUCCGAAAGAGCGCCACUUCUGGCAUCUUUCGAACGCUGGAGAGUGUACCCCACAGUCCUGAUGGGAGGGAAGAGCCCAAGUCAAGUGUGGAAGUGCAGGCUAGGCCGAGCAUUUCUGAUCGCUCCGUCAGUGACACGAUUCUGAUGAGAAGGCCGGCCACUUCUGGCGACCGAGCAUUGCUCUUCCAGAGUGGAAGAGUGGUGCAGAGAGGAAGAUCGAGUACGCGAAGUGCGAGUCGGAUGGCGGCUCCACCGCUCCCGCAAGAAGAGGAGCAGGAACACACAUGGAUUUAAUGUUGAAUGUGAUGGCGAGAGGAAUGUGUUAUGUGAAUUAUGACCGCAAUGUCAAACUGAGGAGGGACAGAAGCGAGAUGCAAAUAUGAAAUUGAAAAAUGGAUGGCCACGAAAUUGGGGAGAGAUGGAUGAUGAGCACAGAGACAUGGUGCAAAACAUGAGGAAGCCCGGACAGUCUUUUUGGGGCAUGAUUUCCUCGUGCGCGCUGCACUGUGCUCCAACACCAGCGCAAGAGCGCCUAUACACACACGUUUUCCUUCUUGUUGUUGUUCUUGUUGGAGGCAAAAAGAUACCCGCAAAGGCUUUGUAUGAGAUGCUUGUACUAGUAUUUAGUAUUGCUACAGCAGUCGUCAACAAACGGCGCGCAG